AUGAGCACGAAUAACAUUAACGCGCCGGCAUCAUCCACAGCAGCAACAACAACAACAACUUCAACUCCAGUGAAUGAUAACAAUACUACCCUUCGUACUAGUGCUACUACCACAUCAACUACGACACCACCGACUUCAGCAGUUCGUGGCAGCGCCGUGGCACCUCUGAAACCAGUGUAUCGAUUGUUAUGCAAACAUUGUCGGACCAUCGUAUGCGCCCGCGGGAUGCGAGCAAUUCUGUUGGCUGACACCAAGAUUGAACUAUACAGUACUGAUAUACCUGCGACAUCGAUCCAGUUAAUGGACAAGGACUAUCUUACACGAACGUGUCACUGUCGUAUCCGUGAUGUCGCGUGUCGAGAUUGUGGCAACAUUAUUGGUUAUCACGUCGUUGCUCCUUGUCAUCGAUGUCUUCAAGCAGGAAACAAUGGUCAUUUCUGGAUGUUUCAUUCAGAUGCAUGCCAGCCGCAAGAGCGCAAAGAUAUAUCAGGAAAACGGACUGUAUUGUGGAAUAAUCUUCCUCGUGCAGAACAAGAUUUCGAUUUUUUGAUGGGCACGACGAUUCCUUAUGAUCAAAUGUGCCGAUAA
This is a messenger RNA of Zychaea mexicana, 588 nucleotides long. Its product is annotated as FAM72 protein-domain-containing protein. Gene Ontology annotation, cellular component: cytosol. Lineage: Eukaryota; Fungi; Mucoromycota; Mucoromycetes; Mucorales; Lichtheimiaceae. The transcript is spliced from 4 exons. The record is from RefSeq and is a predicted model, not a curated record. The coding region runs from base 1 to 588 and encodes 195 amino acids.